AUGGCGGAAACUAUAACACUGACAGAGGUAUCUGCAAGUGAUAAGCUAGAAAGUUUUCGAGCAUCAAAAGAGCAUUUUAGAGGAUUAAGUUUUCCUACUAUUUCAUCGGUUGGUCCAAAUGCAGCUAUCAUUCAUUAUUCUCCAGAUGCAGAAACAUGUUCUGAGUUAGAUCCCGAUAGCAUUUAUCUAUUUGAUUCUGGAGCGCAGUAUCAAGAUGGAACAACUGAUAUAACUCGAACUGUUCAUUUUGGAAAACCUUCGUCACAUGAGAAAGCAUGCUAUACUGCGGUUCUCAAGGGUCAUAUCAGUCUGGGUAAUGCUCGAUUUCCUAGUGGAACCGCUGGACACACACUUGACAUUCUUGCUCGUGUCCCAUUGUGGAAGGAUGGCCUUGAUUAUCGACAUGGAACUGGUCAUGGAAUUGGAUCUUACCUUAAUGUUCAUGAAGGACCCCAUUUAAUUAGUUUCAGAACGCCUGCUCGGCAUGUGCCAUUACAAGCUUCAAUGACUGUAACAGAUGAACCUGGUUACUACGAGGAUGGGAACUUUGGCAUAAGAUUGGAGAAUGUCCUCGUAAUCAAGGAGGCUGAUACAAAAUUCAAUUUUGGUGAUAAGGGUUACUUGGCAUUUGAACACAUAACAUGGGCACCAUACCAAAAAAAGUUGAUUGACCAGAGUCUUUUAACGCCUGAAGAGAUAGAAUGGGUGAACUCCUACCAUUCCACCUGUAGAGACAUUCUGGCCCCAUACCUGGAUGAGUCCGAGAUGGCAUGGCUGAAGAGAAGUACUGAACCCCUAAGUGUGUGACUCGCUCCACAUGCCCUUCUGUUCUUCCAAUAAAAUGCAUGUUAGUAUCGUCCUGGGGUAAUUCUGCUUUCUAGUUUAAUCAAGGUUAUUUAUAUACACUUGAUUUUCUUGUUUAUCUGUUUUGGAUGCUCAUAUGAAUGCAUGGGAGAUUGGUAAUCCUUUUGGGAUUUUGAAUCUUUUGGUGAAUGAAGUUGAUUGUUAUGUUCCAUGAUUCGUUUUUGGGAGACUCUACUGAGGUC
Molecule: messenger RNA, 1046 nt
Organism: Vitis riparia (riverbank grape)
Lineage: Eukaryota; Viridiplantae; Streptophyta; Magnoliopsida; Vitales; Vitaceae
Product: aminopeptidase P1-like
Exons: 9
Coding region: 1-807 (268 amino acids)
Molecular function (GO): metalloaminopeptidase activity
Source: RefSeq, a predicted model, not a curated record